CGUUUGUUACGUCUUCAUGACGUGUACGGAAGUUACCCGUUGUUAGAAAGCUAGCUAGUUAGCAUGCUGCUGUAGCGCGGUUUGUAUCGUGGUGUUAUGGUUGUUUUUAAUUCGCAACGACGACUGGUGUCGGGAAUUAAACGGUUUCGACGAUGAAAUCGGCACACUUGUGUUUGUUGUUGUACGUCUUUUCGUCAGCCAGCGUGCUGGUUUACGCGUUUGAGCCAAUCACAACAACAGUGGUGCUAGGUAUCGGUGCGGCUCUGGGGCGGACGAUCUACAAUUAUUUACACGAAAGUUGCGAUUCCAAAUGGAUAGCCUUUAAUGCAACAGCUCUCGAAGUCGACCUGGAAAACAAACUGUUUGGGCAGCACAUCGCGUCACGAAUCAUCCUGAAAGCUGUAAAUGGAUUCAUGAGCAACGAGAAUCCGAAGAAGCCCCUGGUGCUCUCUCUGCACGGAUGGACCGGCACAGGGAAGAACUUUGUUAGCCAGCUGAUCGCUAACAGCGUUUACAAAGAGGGGAUAGACAGCAGCUUUGUUCAUAUAUUCACAUCUGAACUUCACUUCCCACAUGCGAGCCAAUUUGAUACCUACAAGUCUCAGCUUCAGCAGUGGAUCAAAGGUAAUGUCACCAACUGUGCACACUCCAUGUUCAUCUUUGACGAGAUGGACAAGAUGCAUCCUGGCUUGAUUGACAGCAUAAAGCCGUACCUGGACUACUACGACAAGCUGGAUGGAGUUUCUUAUCGGAAAGCCAUCUUCAUCUUCCUCAGCAAUGCUGGAGGGGAGAGCAUCACACAGACGGCUUUAGAUUUCUGGAAAGCAGGAAGAGAUCGAGAAGAAAUCGAGCUGAGGGAUCUGGAAACAUUGCUCUCUCUAGCAGUGUUCAACAACAAGAAAAGUGGCUUGUGGCAUACAAGUUUGAUUGACAAGAACCUGGUGGACUUUUUUGUCCCCUUUCUGCCUCUGGAGUACCGGCACGUCGUCCAGUGUGCCAUGGCCGAGAUGAAAGCCAGAGGACUUACGCCAGACAAGAACGUGGCGGACCAGGUGGCCAGAGAUGUAGUGUACUUCCCUAAAUCUGAGAGAGUGUUUUCUGUCAAAGGCUGUAAGACGAUAGAGAGCAAGUUGGACUACUACACAUAAUGUUAGCAUCCGAUGGACGCUGCGUUCAAUCACUGUGCACUUUUUAAAAACAAAAAGAAAAAUUCUCUCAGUGGCCAAAUGACUAAAGAGAGGAAGUCAAGCUGACUGAACUCUGAACAGGUCCCUGUGGAGGAUUCUCUGUCUGACCCUGUGGCCACGUGGAGGAUUUCAGCAGACCUUCUCAAAUGUUGCAUAUCGCUUACACUGAAUGCGGAGGCGGAUGAAAGAGAACGGCGCCAGCUGAAUGAAAAAAUAAUAAGACUGGAAUGCCAUCCUUUGUAAGUGAUUAAGGAGCUUAAUCUCAGCUUUAUGUCACAGUGAGAGUCUCCAAGGCGCUUUCAUUUUCCUGACAGCUUCUAAAUGACUAACAGGGUGUCCUUCUGUCCGUAAAACUACGGCAUGUCACUGUUGUGCAUUUGAUUUUUUUAAUGUGUACUCUAUAUAUGGAGUACUGGAAUAGGGCUGCACCUAGCAAUUAUUUUCAUCAUCGAUUAAACUGCAGAUUAUGUUCUUGAUUCAUUAUCUGGUCUAUAAUAUGUCAGAAAAUAGUGAAAAAUGUCCAUCCUAGUUUCUCAAACUCCAAGGUGAUGCCUUUUCAAAUGUCUUGUUUUGUCAAUCGAAAACCCAAAGAUAUUCUGUUUAUUAUAAUUUGAAACGAAAGCAGGAAAUCUCCAUAUUUGAGGCUGAAAACAGCAUUUUCUGCCAUUUUUGCAUAAAAGGUUACCUUAAUGAAUCGAUGAUUAAAAUAUUUUUCUGUCAGUCGACUUAUCAGUUAGUUGACUGACCAUUGCAGCCCUAUAGUGGAAACACCUGCCUUAAUUAUUUCUAAUUUAACUUUAUUUUUUUUUUAGUUAUUUUACACUUAAGUCCACUGUACACAAGUCCAUCAACAGUCAAAGUUUGCCUUGGUGUGCACUGUUUAUAUGUAUCAUAUUACAAUGAACAUUUUCUACACUGCAGCAACACAAUUCUAACAUGAAAUGUUGUUGAUAUGGUACAUGAUUCUGUUGUAUAUGUGUAAUAUACACUGUAAUUGAUAUGGAUUUGUCCAUAGAGAAAUAUUUCUGGGUUUAAUUUUGCCUUACAGUUCUGAUUUUUUUUUUUACACUAUGACUGGACUCUGUAGCUACAUUUGGACACUGUAUGAACUCAGGAUAGUAAUGCAACAUGGAAAGUUUAAUUUUACCAAAACUUUUUUUUUUUUAAUCAUUCUUAAAAAUGCAGACAAUUUAUAAUACUAAAUUUUAAAAAUAUUGUACAUCAGAGUGGUUGAUUAUCCAAUUACUUUGAUUUAAAAAUGCUCUGUUGUAUAUUUGCCUUUAGAGGACAAAGUCAUACGAAGUCGUUUCCCUACACUCUUAUUGAAGGAAAUGUUUUGCUGGUUUCUCAAAAUCUGACAGUUUGCUGCCAGGUUCUGAAUCAACAACAACAACAACAACAAAAAUGUCAUGAAAUGUUUUCUAUUCAGUUGCUCACCUGCAGGUGAAGGAGCUUUAAGUGGACUGUGAAAGAGCAUUGUUUGUGUGGAUUGAAAGCCAACACUAGUGAGCUUUUCUGCUGAAAACACACCAGACAAACAAAUCACAAAUAAAAUAUGAAUCUUUA
This is a messenger RNA of Centropristis striata (black sea bass), 2753 nucleotides long. Its product is annotated as torsin-1A-like. Gene Ontology annotation, biological process: protein localization to nucleus; nuclear membrane organization. Gene Ontology annotation, cellular component: endoplasmic reticulum; endoplasmic reticulum lumen; nuclear envelope. Gene Ontology annotation, molecular function: ATP hydrolysis activity; ATP binding; kinesin binding. The record is from RefSeq and is a predicted model, not a curated record. The coding region runs from base 153 to 1148 and encodes 331 amino acids. The transcript is spliced from 5 exons. NCBI's taxonomy places the organism in Eukaryota, Metazoa, Chordata, Actinopteri, Perciformes, Serranidae.